Molecule: messenger RNA, 1895 nt
Organism: Talaromyces proteolyticus
Lineage: Eukaryota; Fungi; Ascomycota; Eurotiomycetes; Eurotiales; Trichocomaceae
Exons: 4
Coding region: 35-1810 (591 amino acids)
Cellular component (GO): membrane; endoplasmic reticulum
Molecular function (GO): long-chain fatty acid-CoA ligase activity
Source: RefSeq, a predicted model, not a curated record
CUUCCAUGUUUCUCAUCCUAGACAGAUGUAGCAAAUGUACGCUGACAUCUGCAUUGAGUCGAAUGAUACUGCCAUAGACAACCUCACGUGUAUCCAUCCCGCCCUCUUAGAGCCUUCCUUUUUCAAAAUGGCUGCCGAAGUCUCCGGUUUAGCUAGGCUGGAUGCCUUCCUGGCCGUGAUAUUCGCUGAAUGGAGUAUCUACUCGACUGCCAUUGCAACCGCUAUCGCUAUUUUCAUCACAUACACCCUGCUAUCUUCGAAAGAGCCCGAUGUUCAUCCUUACCUGCUCGCGAGGCAGGCUACCGAAGCUCCUGUUCGACAACCUGGCCAGUCGGCAGCUUUCAGAAGCAUGGAAGUCCCGCAUGGCUAUCCUUUGAGAUCAGGCCUCAGUGUGAAGGACCCCGAAGCCCCGAAAUGGAGCGGUGGUCGAAAUGGAGACCUUCGCGAUAUCUGGAGAGCUGCUGCUCGUGGCUCGACAAGCGAGGCGGGUCAGCGAGGCAAGAUUUACAGCGUACUAGGGAAGACUGCAAUCGAACAUAACGUCGAUGACCUCACGGCAGAAAUCAAUGUUAUUGGCAGAUUUCUUCACGAGUCGAAGGUGAAGAAUGUGGCAGUUAGCCUAUCCGACUCAGUUGAGCUGCUGGCCUCUAUUUUUGCUGGCGCCUUCUACAACUUCCAUAUGGUGAUCAUCCCGCACAACCUUAAACCAGAAGAACUGGGAGGCUUCCUCAAAAAGGCGGAGGCUCACGCGCUGGUCGCCGAAGCCGGUGCAGUUGAUCUUACAAUCGUUACCAAGGGCAAUGCGCAAUUGAAACAGGUCAUCUGGGUAGCGAAGCAAGGCAGCAGGCAUAUGGACUGGAACGAUGUCCCAGAGGGCAUUGGAGGCAAUGUUGAUGUCUCUGUUUGGCACGAAGUUGUCAAGGACAAAAAGACGUUGACUGAUACUGAAGUUCCGGCCUACGAUCCCAAAACCGAAACUCCUUCUCUUUCCGCAAUAUGGAGUUCAUCCGGUGAGUUCAUUGAAUACCAGCGUCACAAUCUUGUGUCCGCUAUUGGAGCACUUCUUAGCUCGCUUCCAAGAUCCCAACGAUUGAGCUCCAAUGAUGUGGUGCUUUCUAUCGACUCGCUCUCUCGACCAUACCCAUUAUGUUGGGUGUUGGCUGCGUUGUACUCGAACUCAUCUAUUGCUCUCAACUCAGUGGCGGGCGAAGAAAUUGACUUUGCACUUGCAACUAUCGGCAUAUCACCAACUGUAAUUAUAUCGUCCGCACGCACUGUUUCACAGUAUCAUAAGCUGUCGAUGGCUCCCCGUACAGGGCUGGUGGCCUCCCUCGGCCGUUGGGUCCAAACACGAGCACUUGAUGCUGGGAGAAUGCCAUCGCAGAAUUUUUUCAGUCGGCUAGCUAGCCUGGGACCUACAGCUGAGCUGUCAUUGUCGAAAUUACGCUUGCUUAUCGUUCCAUACCGUGUAGAUGAGCCGUCGGAAGACCGUUUGAGCUCAGAGCAGCUGACCGACUUGCGCAUCUUCACGGGAGCUCGUGUUAUCUAUGCCUUGACUGCUCCGGGAGUUGCUGGUGCUGUCAGCCAGAGCCAUAUAUUUGAUUAUAGACGGCGCCCAGGCUUGGCACACUUCGGACCUCCAUUGAGUAGUGUAGAGAUUGUUCUCGAUGGUCACACCGAGGACUCUGGUAUCGAAAGAGCCACCGAGGGACAGCUUACUAUCAGAGGACCGGCCGUCGUACCAGGAGCAGUUACGCUCACCGCUCGUGCGCGUUUCCUCGAGGACAAUACCUUGGAACUGCUCAAAUAAUGACCUCCUGGCAACCGAAGACUGUUUCAUUGAGCCAGAAAUAUCAAAUAUUAUGCAAUGAUGAAUCAAAAUAUUGAAUGAUAUU